Molecule: messenger RNA, 1012 nt
Organism: Cylicocyclus nassatus
Lineage: Eukaryota; Metazoa; Nematoda; Chromadorea; Rhabditida; Strongylidae
Source: the annotation of a GenBank genome assembly
AUGCCAGGACUUUCAUCGGAAACACGCAUCAAGGGGCUCUCCACUUUAAAUCAUAUGGGUCCUGAAACUCUUGCGCUACCGUGUCCACAUUUUCAUCGUCCCCAAAUUCUCAACCGCAGCUUCAAACGCUUUGUUCUUCUUUCUGCUUGUUUUGUGUUGGGGUUUCCCGCUUUUGGCGUGGAUGAUAAUUUGAAUUGGAAGAGUCGCAAUUUUCGAAUUUCAACCGGGGUGCUUGCGGUUACCUCAACAGCUCCAAAACAUUGGAUGCUGGACAAACUCGGAGGAGUAUUCGCUGUUCGCCCACGAUCUGGACCACAUAAGCUGAGGGAGUGUCUUCCAAUCAACCUCUUCCUUCGCAACCGUCUGAAGGUCAUCAAGGUUGAUGGCAAGAUCCGUACCGAUCACAAAUUCCCAGCUGGAUUCAUGGAUGUGAUCACCAUUGAACGCACAAACGAGACCUUCCGCCUAUUGUACGACGUAAAAGGUCGUUAUACUGUCCACAGAAUUACCGCUGCUGAAGGACAGUUCAAGCUGUGCAAGGUGAAGGCACUUCAUGUUGCCAAGGGAAAUAUCCCAUUCAUCACCACCACCGACGGACGCACCAUCAGAUACCCUGACCCGCAUAUCAAGGCCAACGACACCGUUGUUAUUGACCUCUCUUCAAACAAGAUUACCGACUACGUUAAAUUCGAAGCUGGAAACCUUGCUAUGGUCACUGGCGGUAGAAACGUCGGGCGUGUUGGAGUUAUUGGACAUCGUGAAAAACUUCCCGGAGGUUUCGAUAUCAUUCACAUCAAGGAUGCUGCUGGUCACUCCUUCGCCACACGUGUCUCCAAUGUGUUCGUAAUCGGAAAAGGAAACAAAGCUCUCGUCUCAUUGCCGGCUUCCAAGGGUAUCCGUCUCACAAUUGCUGAAGAAAGAGACAAGCGAUUGGCUCAAAAGAAAGCUUAAGUUUGUUGUUAUUUGUUGAUAAAUGAUUGUUACUAUUCUUCUUUUGCAUAACAUUUACGAA